Molecule: messenger RNA, 786 nt
Organism: Nematocida minor
Lineage: Eukaryota; Fungi; Microsporidia
Product: elongator complex protein 4
Exons: 1
Coding region: 1-786 (261 amino acids)
Biological process (GO): tRNA wobble uridine modification
Cellular component (GO): transcription elongation factor complex; elongator holoenzyme complex; cytoplasm
Source: RefSeq, a predicted model, not a curated record
AUGUUUAAACGGCAUAUAAAAGAAGAGAAAGAAAAAAAGAGCACAGGAAUCGAAGAGAUGGACUCUCUUCUGGGAGGAGGCAUUAGAAACGGAGAAAUUCUUCUGCUCGUGCAGCAGGAGAACGUAAAGUACCAUUUGGGAGUGCACAGAGUCUUUAUUGCACAAGGACUGGAGGAUGAUGAAGUAACCGUGCACUCAUCACUGGACAAUCCCAUACUUUCCGUUCCAGGAAGACAAAUGCAGAAGGCAGAAGAAGCUCAGUCAAGCGCUGAAAAGAUUGCAUGGCGGUACAAGACAAUGUCCCGCACCGUCAACACUGUAAAUAUCUCCACGGGCUCUCUCUCCACCGCUAAGAAGUACAACUUUAAAAGCAGGCAUCCGAAAGAAAACGAGGUUAAAAAUAUUUUAGAUAAGAGUUUAUCAGAGAUAUCUGAGUAUUUGGAUAGCACAGCAACUUCAAACACAAGAAUAUCGCUGAGCUCUCUCUUCUCUCCUCUUUGGCAGGCGAGCGAGCAGGAAAUAAACGACUUUUUGUUUCAUCUCAGGAAAACAGUUAGAAAAAGCAGAGCAGUGUGCAUGGUAUCCAUUCCCGUCUAUCUGCUAGACGGUUUUAACUACGGAUAUUUCGACUCCAUCAUUAAUCUUGAAGCAAAUACAGUUAAAGAGCUAAAGUAUGAUGGGCUGAUACAGUGCAUAAAAACAGAAGUGAACGAUUUGCACAAGUAUGCGCUGGUGUGCCAGAGCACAGGCAUAAAAAUAGAGAAAAUAGUGCUACCGCCAGAAUAA